Chanos chanos (milkfish) is the source of this 1743-nucleotide messenger RNA. It is a transcript of the gene cry-dash, whose product is annotated as cryptochrome DASH. NCBI's taxonomy places the organism in Eukaryota, Metazoa, Chordata, Actinopteri, Gonorynchiformes, Chanidae. The record is from RefSeq and is a predicted model, not a curated record. Gene Ontology annotation, biological process: photoreactive repair. The coding region runs from base 1 to 1566 and encodes 521 amino acids. Gene Ontology annotation, molecular function: deoxyribodipyrimidine photo-lyase activity; damaged DNA binding; FAD binding. The transcript has 14 exons.
AUGUCUUCGUCUCGAACCAUCAUCUGCCUACUCAGAAAUGACUUACGUCUUCACGACAACGAGGUGUUCUACUGGGCCCAGAGAAACGCGGACCACAUAGUGCCGCUCUACUGUUUUGACCCGCGUCAUUAUGUGGGAACGCACUGCUUCAACUUCCCCAGGACAGGCCCCUUUCGCCUGCGAUUCCUCCUGGAAAGUGUGAAGGAUUUGAGGGCCACACUGAAAAAAAGAGGCAGCACUCUUGUGGUACGACAUGGAAAACCAGAGGAGAUUGUGAGCGAUCUCAUUAAACAGCUGGGCACAGUGAGUGCUGUGACGUUCCAUGAGGAGGUGACCUCAGAGGAGGAGAGAAUAGAGAAAAAAGUGAAGGAUGUUUGUACCCAGAGCAAGAUCAGAGUUCAGACUUUCUGGGGGUCAACGCUGUACCACAGAGAUGAUCUUCCUUUCAAUCAUAUUGGCGGUCUCCCUGACGUAUACACUCAGUUCAGAAAAGCUGUGGAAGCCCAGGGAAGAGUGAGGCCUGUCAUACCCACCCCAGAGCAGGUGAAGCCUGUACCCCCUGGCCUGGAGGAAGGAGCCAUCCCCACGUAUGAGAACCUAGGGCAAAUAGAGCCUCUGACUGACCCCCGUUCAGCGUUCCCCUGUCAGGGAGGAGAGAGUGAGGCUCUUGCCAGACUGAAACACUACUUCUGGGACACUGAUGCUGUAGCUACGUACAAGGAAACGCGCAAUGGCUUGGUUGGGGUGGACUACUCGACAAAAUUCUCCCCCUGGCUUGCAUUGGGCUGCGUAUCUCCCAGAUACAUUUAUGAUCAGAUUAAGAAAUAUGAGGCUCAGAGAACUGCCAAUCAAAGCACAUACUGGGUAAUAUUUGAGCUGCUUUGGAGAGACUACUUCAAGUUUGUGGCUGCUAAGUAUGGAGACAGGCUGUUUCAUUUGGAUGGUCUUCAAGAGAAACACGUACCUUGGAAAACAGACAUGAAACUCUUCAAUGCAUGGAAAGAGGGCAGAACAGGGGUACCAUUUGUAGAUGCCAACAUGAGGGAACUUGCACUGACAGGCUUCAUGUCCAACAGAGGGCGCCAGAACGUAGCCAGCUUUCUCACCAAGGACUUGGGUCUGGACUGGAGAAUGGGAGCUGAGUGGUUUGAGUACUUACUGGUGGACCAUGACGUGUGCAGUAACUAUGGCAACUGGCUGUACAGCGCUGGAAUAGGAAAUGACCCUCGAGAAAACAGGAAGUUCAAUAUGGUUAAACAAGGACUAGACUACGACAACAAUGGUGACUAUGUGAGGCAGUGGGUUCCAGAACUUCAGGGUAUUAAGGGUGGAGAUGUGCACACUCCAUGGGCACUCAGCAGUUCCGCCCUGUCACACGCCCAAGUGUCACUCAACGAGACUUACCCAUCGCCCGUCGUCAUGGCACCCGAGUGGAGUCGUCAUGUUAACAAGAAACCGUCAGGUGCUGUGGCCAGUGGAAGAGGAAGAAAGGGACCUUCUCACACGCCAAGGCAGCAUAAAGACAGAGGCAUCGACUUUUACUUCUCCAAAAACAAAAACUUUUGAGAUCGGGGCGGGAGCAGUAGGUUGCUCUGUUCAGAGUCCUUAUCUGCGAGAACAAGUGGGACGUCCAUAGCAUGCUUAAAGAAACAAAGCUCUGACGCUGUGGACAGUGCUUGUUUUGGUUAGAGAGUGAUUGGGGGAAGUCACAGGUCUGAAUGACUCCUUUGUAUUCUGAAGCUG